This is a messenger RNA of Homalodisca vitripennis (glassy-winged sharpshooter), 792 nucleotides long. RefSeq lists its product as uncharacterized. The record is from RefSeq and is a predicted model, not a curated record. The transcript has a single exon. The coding region runs from base 1 to 792 and encodes 263 amino acids. NCBI's taxonomy places the organism in Eukaryota, Metazoa, Arthropoda, Insecta, Hemiptera, Cicadellidae.
AUGAACCGAUCUGGAGAUGUGAGACAUGUUCUCAGGAACGUAGAAAAAGUAUGGUUCUUGAGUCUAGGCCUGAGUCAUCAGUCACCUAUGAUGACAUCUACAAUCUUGUGCUGGACCUUUAGAAAAGACAUAAAGAAUACAGAGACUAAUUUAAAUAAGUCUAUUGAACUUUGUUUUGAAGAGCUCAAAGAUACUAACAACCUUGUUAGUAAGCAAAGUGAAGAGGUUGCGAGUUUAGUUGAGCUGGUCAAUACUCUUAGAACAGAGAAUUUGGAACUUAAAAAAAAGGUAGCCUCGCUGGAGUGUAGGAUGGACGACGUAGAACAGUACUCUAGAAGAGAGACUAUUGAAAUCCACGGUGUGCCUGUCCAGCCUGGAGAGCAAGUUCUGGAAGUAGUGAAAUCUGUUGGGAGGGCUUUGGACAUAACCAUUGAGGACUCAAUGGUCAGUGCCUGUCAUAGGCUGCGUGUAAAGGAGGAGUCUGGAAGACCACCCGGCAUCAUAGUGAAUAUGACAUCUCGCAUGGACUCUGAAGCUGUGUUGCAGAGACGACGGGUGAAGCGGAACUUCUCGACCCACCACAUUGGCCUGACUUCAACACCUGCCUCGCCCAUCUACAUCAAUGAGAGUUUGAGCCCUGGAAGACGUCGACUUCUGAACGCCGCCCGUGUAAAGAAAAAAGAAAAACUCUACACCUACCUCUGGAUAAGAGGUGGGAAGAUCCUGAUGAGAAAAGCGGACGGAAAAAAAGUGAAAGUUAUCACCAGCUUUGACGACUUAGCCAAACUGUAA